Salvia miltiorrhiza (redroot sage) is the source of this 1092-nucleotide messenger RNA. RefSeq lists its product as uncharacterized. The coding region runs from base 155 to 928 and encodes 257 amino acids. The transcript has a single exon. The record is from RefSeq and is a predicted model, not a curated record. Lineage: Eukaryota; Viridiplantae; Streptophyta; Magnoliopsida; Lamiales; Lamiaceae.
UUGUCUUGACUUCAUCAGACCAUUAUAUGCUUCAAUACUGUCAUUGCCCUAAAACUUAUACUACUAUUACCACAAACACAAAACUACAUAAAACAAAAUUAUAGGACAAGUAAAAAAGGAGUUAAACACCAUAUCUCCCACUCUUUAUAUACUCAUGCACAACCCAUGUUUCCACCACUUGUGCCUCUCAAACCACCACCAACUCCGUAAUUCUUACAUCCUCCAAUUUUUUCAGAUGAUCUCCGCGGAGCCCCUCCACUCCCGCUCCGACUCCGACGAGUUGGGGUCCAGCGCCCGGAUAUCCUUCUCGUCGGAGUUUCUCGACGAGAGCAACUUCAUCACCAUAUGCCCCAACCCCGAGGCGGAGCGGGAGGAGCAGGAGGCCGCGGAGCGGGGGCGGGCCCCGCGGCCGGGCGUUGACUUCGAGUUCCUCUCGGGGAACCUGACGAGCAUGAUCGCGGCCGACGAGCUCUUCAGCGAGGGGAAGCUCCGCCCGUUCUGGCAAAUCCACCGCGCCGAGAAGCUCGACAGGAUCAGCGCGAAGCCCGAGGGCUCGGGCGAGGCGGUGGUGGGGUUCGAACCCGGCAAGAAGGAUCACGAGGAGAGCCGGGUGAGGUGGUUCGUCGACGACGAUCCGUCUCCCCGGCCUCCCAAAUGCACUGUUUUGUGGAAGGAGUUGCUCAAGUUGAAGAAGCAACGCCCUUCCACGCUCACGCCUUCCUCUUCCUCUUCGUCUUCCUCCUCCUCGUCCCGAGCUGAAGCUCGGGGCGAGGCGGGGAGGAGUAGUGAGAAAUGUAGCAAGAGAAUGAAGAAAGAGAAGACGCGAUCGGUUAGUAUAAGAAUUAGGCCGGUUUUGAAUGUGCCUAUCUGCACGCAGGCGAAGAACGCCGCGCUGCCGCCAUUGUUUUCCUUAAGGAAAGGCAGAUGAGAGAGAGAGAGAGAGAUGCAGAUAAUGUAAGAACGUGCUGUUUGUUUUUUGAUUUCAUGUUCUUUUUUAAUGUUUUUUUUUUGUUUUAUAGAUGAAUUGAAUUUACGACUGCAUCUGCUGAUGUAUAAUAGUUUCAACAUAUAAAUCUUCAGCUUUUCUUCUCA